AUGGGGCUGCCGCGCUGGCUGCCUCUGUUGGCGCAGCUGGUGGCGCUGCCGCCGUCAGGGACCUGGGCCCAGGACACCAUCAGGGUCUUCGUGGUGCCGCACAGCCACAUGGACGUGGGCUGGCUCUACACGGUGCAGGAGAGCAUGCGGGUCUACGCGGCCAGCGUGUACACGACGGUGGUGCGGGAGCUGGCCCUCGGGGAGCACCGGCGCUUCAUCGCCGUGGAGCAGGAGUACUUCCGGCUGUGGUGGGACCAGAUGGCCUCCAGGACCCAGAAGCUCCAGGUUCGCGAGCUGCUGGCCCACGGACGCCUGGAGUUUGUCAGCGGAGGCCAGGUCAUGCCCGACGAGGCGGUGACGCACUUUGACGACCAGAUCCUGCAGCUCACAGAAGGACACGGCUUCCUCUACGAGACGUUCGGGAUCCGGCCGCAGAUCUCCUGGCAGGCGGACGCGUUUGGCGCCUCUGCCACGACGCCCACCCUGCUUGCCCUGGCGGGGUUCAAUGCCCAUGUCAUCUCCCGGAUCGACUAUGAGCUCAAGGAGGCCAUGAUACACGCUAAGGAGAUGCAGUUCGUGUGGCGAGGGUCCCAGUCGCUGGCGGAGCAGCAGGAGAUCUUCACGCACGUCCUGGACUAUUACAGCUACUGCACCCCCCCAAACCUUUCUCUCUCCCACAGGGUGGGGUAUUCCUGGGAAGGCGACGCCCCGUUCCCAGCACGACUCCAGGAUAUGGCAUACACUAACCUGAACGACCCCGUCACUGUGCAUAACAUCGAAAUGUACUUGGAGAGCUUUGUGUUGAACGUGAAGUUGCGGGCCGGUUGGUAUCGGACCCCGCAAAUCCUCUGGCCCUGGGGGUGUGACAGGAAGUUCUUCAACGCGGGCAUGCAGUUUGCCAACAUGGACCUUCUGCUGAGCUUCAUCAACACGCAAUCAUCCCAGCUGGGCAUCACGGUGGAGUACGCCACCCUGAGCUCCUACUUCCAGGCUGUGCACGCCCACAACGCCACCUGGCACGUCCGUGGCCACCAGGACUUCCUGCCCUACUCCUCAGAGGAGUCGCAGGUGUGGACCGGCUUCUACGCCUCCCGCAGCCCGCUCAAGGGGCUGGCGAGGCGGGCCAGCGCGCUGCUGCAUGCGGGGGAGUCCAUGUUCACGCGCUACAUGUGGCCCCGCCCCGGGCGCCGCCUGGACCCCGGCUGGGCCCUGAAGCAGCUCCAGAAGCUCCGCUGGGCUGUCUCCGAGGUGCAGCACCACGACGGCAUCACGGGGACGCAGGCCGUGCAGGUGCGGGACAUGUUCGUGGGGCACCUGCGCGCAGGGGUGCAGGCCGUGCUCCGGCUGAUGGCCUCCAUCGUCCUGGACCGGCGCCGGGACUCACCAGGUGCGCGAGGCCCGCAGGGUGGGCCCGAGGGACACUUGGCCGCGGUCUACAACCCCCUGGCCUGGACCGUCACCACUUUGAUCAACCUGACCGUGAGCGUUCCCCACGUCACGGUCACCGACGAGUCAGGCCACCCGGCGGAGGCCCAGGUCCAGAGAUCGAAGGAGAUCCCACAUAAAUAUGACUUGUAUGUGCUGACCACAAUCCCGGGCCUCAGCUACCGGUACUAUAGUAUCAGGCCCACCAAGCAGGCCCCGGAUGGCAAACAGGCAUCAAGUGCCACCAUGACGGUCACCUCCGAGCUUGACCUCAAGCCGAGAAAACUACGCACCAGGCCCAGGGGCCAGAACCUGGUGUCCGUGAAGAACGACUGCUACACGGUCUUCCUAGACCCGGACACCAACCUGAUGCACAGCAUCUGGGAGAGAUGGAACAACCGGACGGUCAGCGUGACCCAGGAGUUCCUGGAGUACACCGUCAAUGGCGACUCGAAUGACGGCCCCGUCUCUGACAACUACGUGUUUCUGCCUAAAGGGCCCGCGGACCCGGCGUGGGAGGCGGUGAGAGUGCAGAUCGAGCGCGGGCGCCUCCUGACGGAGAUCCGGCAGUACUUCUACAGGACGUUGGACGCCAAAGAGCACACCUACGCCAUCUACUCCCGCCUGGCGCACGUGCCGCCCGCCCGGGAGCUGCUCUGCGGCCGCAUCGAGCAGGAGCUGCGCGUGGGCCCCCUGGAGGUGAACCGCGAGGCCAUCCUGAGGACCAGCACCGACCUGCACAGCCUGCGGGUCCUGCACUCGGACAGCAACGCCUUCCAGAUGCAGCGGAGGCUCCCCCGGGACUACCUGGUCCACGCCAUCUCCCGGAAUUACUACCCCAUGGUGCAGUCGGCCUACAUCGAGGACAGCAGGAGCCGGCUGGUGCUGCUCUCUGAGCAGGCGCACGGCGUCUCCAGCCAGGGGGACGGAGAGGUGGAGGUCCUGCUUCACCGGCGGCUGUGGAACAACUUGGAGUUGACCCAGUACUUCAACGUCUCCCUGAAAGAACCCUCGAUUAUCCGCCCGGUGUUCUGGCUCCUGCUGGGACCGCCGUCCAUGACCACGCGCCUGCGCCCGCGGAGUGGGCUGGCCCUGCAGCACAGACCCGUGGUGGUGCUGGGAAGGCUGACUGGUAAGGGGCCAUCUCUCCCAGGACCCCGUCAGCAGGAGGCUGUGACGCUGCCCCCGAGUCUUCACCUGCAGAUCCUGAGCAUCCCCGGCUGGAACUACAGCUCAGACCACACCAAGCACCUGCAGAACCUCCAGAAAAGCUUUCCGAGGAAGGCCAAGGCCGACCUCCGCCGCGUCCUGCUGCGGCUCCACCACCUGUACGAGGUCGGGGAGCACCGGGUCCUGUCUCGGCCGGUGACCGUGAACCUGAAGUCCGUGCUGCGGGGGCUGGGCACGCUGGUGGCCGUGGAGGAGCGCUCGCUCACGGGGACCUGGAGUGUGAACUCGCUGCAGCGCUGGAGGUGGAGGACACGCCACGCAGGCAGCUCCCGGCCCAGCGCCCAGCAAGGCCCCGUCGUCACCAUCGGCCCCAAGGAGAUCCGGACCUUCUUCGCCCACUUUCAGAGGCAGUGA
Molecule: messenger RNA, 3009 nt
Organism: Eptesicus fuscus (big brown bat)
Lineage: Eukaryota; Metazoa; Chordata; Mammalia; Chiroptera; Vespertilionidae
Gene: MAN2B2
Product: mannosidase alpha class 2B member 2
Exons: 20
Coding region: 1-3009 (1002 amino acids)
Biological process (GO): mannose metabolic process
Cellular component (GO): lysosome
Molecular function (GO): carbohydrate binding; alpha-mannosidase activity
Source: RefSeq, a predicted model, not a curated record